Molecule: messenger RNA, 1881 nt
Organism: Procambarus clarkii (red swamp crayfish)
Lineage: Eukaryota; Metazoa; Arthropoda; Malacostraca; Decapoda; Cambaridae
Source: RefSeq, a predicted model, not a curated record
AUGUUGAUCCAGAAGAUUUCUUCUAAAGGUCAACGGACGCACCAGGUACCAGCCGACGGACGCACCAGGUACCAGUCGACGGACGCACCAGGUACCAGCCAACGGACGCAACAGGUACCAGCCAACGGACGCAACAGGUACCAGCCAACGGACGCACCAGGUACCAGCCGACGGACGCACCAGGUACCAGCCGACGGACGCAACAGGUACCAGCCGACGGACGCACCAGGUACCAGCCAACGGACGCACCAGGUACCAGCCAACGGACGCACCAGGUACCAGCCAACGGACGCAUCAGGUACCAGCCAACGGACGCACCAGGUACCAACCAACGGACGCACCAGGUACCAGCCAACGGACCCACCAGGUACCAGCCAACGGACGCACCAGGUACCAGCCAACGAACCCACCAGGUACCAGCCAACAGACGCAUCAGGUACCAGCCAACGGACGCACCAGGUACCAGCCAACGGACGCACCAGGUACCAGCCAACGGACCCACCAGGUACCAGCCAACGGACGCACCAGGUACCAGCCAACGGACGCAACAGGUACCAGCCAACGGACGCACCAGGUACCAGCCAACGGACGCACCAGGUACCAGCCAACGGACGCACCAGGUACCAGCCAACGGACGCACCAGGUACCAGCCAACUGACGCACCAGGUACCAGUCAACGGACGCACCAGGUACCAGUCAACGGACGCACCAGGUACCAGCCAACGGACGCACCAGGCACCAGCCAACGGACGCACCAGGCACCAGCCAACGGACGCACCAGGUACCAGCCAACGGACGCACCAGGUACCAGCCAACGGACGCACCAGGUACCAGCCAACAGACGCACCAGGUACCAGUCAACGGACGCACCAGGUACCAGCCAACGGACGCACCAGGUACCAGCCAACGGACCCACCAGGUACCAGCCAACAGACCCACCAGGUACCAGCCAACGGACGCACCAGGUACCAGCCAACGGACGCACCAGGUACCAGCCAACGGACGCACCAGGUACCAGCCAACGGACGCACCAGGUACCAGCCAACGGACGCACCAGGUACCAGCCAACGGACGCACCAGGCACCAGCCAACGGACGCACCAGGUACCAGCCAACGGACGCACCAGGUACCAGCCAACGGACGCACCAGGUACCAGCCAACAGACGCACCAGGUACCAGUCAACGGACGCACCAGGCACCAGCCAACGGACGCACCAGGUACCAGCCAACGGACGCACCAGGUACCAGCCAACGGACGCACCAGGUACCAGCCAACAGACGCACCAGGUACCAGUCAACGGACGCACCAGGUACCAGCCAACGGACGCACCAGGUACCAGCCAACGGACCCACCAGGUACCAGCCACAGACCCACCAGGUACCAGCCAACGGACGCACCAGGCACCAGCCAACGGACGCACCAGGUACCAGCCAACGGACGCACCAGGUACCAGCCAACGGACCCACCAGGUACCAGCCAACAGACGCACCAGGUACCAGUCAACGGACGCACCAGGUACCAGCCAACGGACGCACCAGGUACCAGCCAACGGACCCACCAGGUACCAGCCAACAGACCCACCAGGUACCAGCCAACGGACGCACCAGGCACCAGCCAACGGACGCACCAGGUACCAGCCAACGGACGCACCAGGUACCAGCCAACGGACGCACCAGGUACCAGCCAACGGACCCACCAGGUACCAGCCAACAGACGCACAAGGUACCAGUCAACGGACGCACCAGGUACCAGCCAACGGACGCACCAGGUACCAGCCAACGGACGCACCAGGUACCAGCCAACGGACGCACCAGGUACCAGCCAACGGACGCACCAGGUACCAGCCAACGGAUCCCAGCGUCUCGCCCGGCGCGGGAUAA